CUGCUUCGGUAUGGCGAAUAUUCUAUCCUUAGAAUUUAUUUAAUUCGACGAGGUUGGCAAAACAAUAAAGACUACAAACAAAUCUCGAACUGUUUUUUGAUCCUGAACACUCGCUGACUCUACAGGAAGUAGUUUCCAGCAGCAGCCGGAUGUAUUGCGAGAACACAGGAACAACAAAGAGGAGAAAGUACCCGGGUUUAAACCCGACUCGAGAACCCCCAAAUUAAGGAAAUUAUCUUGCGUUCAUAGCAGGGUUGAAAAGUUCCGGUUUGCAUGUGAGGACAAGAGUCCACCGAGCCAACAAUGGCGAACAAUGCAGAGGAUAUCGAAAACAAUAUGAACCAACAGGAGGCUAACAGAUCCCCAGAUUCCACCCAGAAACCGCAAGAAACUGGUGUGCCCAGAGUGCGGUCCAGAGGAGGUUCAGCAGCUGGUGCUGGAGCUGGAACUGGAGGAGGAGGUGAUAGUGGCGGUGGAGGAGGUGGCAAUGGCACCAGCCCGGAGCAGAAUGGGCAGCCCCCCGCUGCUCCCGCUCCAAGAGUGGUGGAAAGAGAGGAGGAGGAGGAUGAGGAGCUGACUUUGAAAUACGGGGCCAAGCAUGUCAUCAUGCUUUUUGUCCCAGUGACGCUUUGCAUGGUGGUCGUCGUGGCAACCAUAAAAUCUGUCAGCUUCUACACCCAGAAUGACGGGCAGAGAUUGAUCUACACACCAUUCCCUGAAGACACAGACACAGUAGGACAGAGAGCCCUCAACUCCAUUCUGAAUGCCACCAUCAUGAUCACUGUAAUCAUCGUUAUGACUUUGGUGCUGGUGAUGUUAUACAAGUACCGCUGCUACAAGGUGAUCCAAGGCUGGCUCUUCCUUUCCUCUCUCCUCCUGCUCUUCUUCUUCUCCUACAUCUACCUCAAAGAGGUUUUUAAGACCUACAAUCUGGCCAUGGACUACGUAACCCUAGCGAUAAUAAUCUGGAAUUUCGGAGUGGUGGGCAUGAUGUGUAUUCAUUGGAAGGGACCUCUGCGGCUCCAGCAGGCCUACCUCAUCAUGAUCAGCGCCCUGAUGGCCCUGGUUUUCAUCAAGUACCUGCCAGAGUGGACUGCCUGGCUCAUAUUAGCUGUCAUAUCUGUCUACGAUCUGUUGGCAGUGCUCUGUCCCAAAGGGCCUCUGAGGAUCCUGGUGGAGACUGCUCAAGAGAGAAAUGAGCCCAUCUUUCCAGCUCUCAUCUAUUCUUGUAAGAUGGACAAUAUUUUGGUCAUGUCGCACAGCCCUACUCGACGGUUACUUUUCAAACCUAACUGGUAUCUUUUUUCAGCACCACUGGCGUCUCCGGUCCCAUCGAGUCCGUCACAGGACGAUGGAGGUUUCACCCAGUCCUGGGUCAGCCAGCAGGAGCAUCGACUGGGGCCGCUCCAGUCGACCGAUGAGACCAGACGGGAAAUCCAGCAGAUGCCCUCAGCGCGUCCUCCUGUUGAAGAGGAUGAUGAGGAGAGGGGUGUCAAGCUGGGACUCGGAGACUUCAUCUUCUACAGCAUGCUGGUGGGAAAAGCCUCAGCCACGGCCAGCGGCGACUGGAACACCACCCUCGCCUGCUUCGUAGCCAUCCUCAUUGGCUUAUGUCUGACUCUGCUCCUCCUCGCCAUCUUCAAGAAAGCACUCCCCGCUCUGCCCAUCUCCAUUUUUUUCGGCCUCGUCUUCUAUUUCGCCACAGAUAACUUGGUACGGCCCUUCAUGGACAAGCUGGCGCUACACCAGUUCUACAUUUAGCAGGACGCUGCCCUGAUAACCCUCACCCACAUAGCUCUCCGGCCAACAACAUGAGAGCAGCCCCUUCACAGCCGGGGAACAAAGAGCGAUGCUGGGGCCCCUCCCGCCCCCACAUCCCCUCCUAAGAGCUCAUGAUGCUGGGACACAAGUUGUUUUUGCUCUGCCUUUUUUUUCUGGCACCAAAGGAGCGUAUUCUCCACAACAGCUGAUCUUAAACCUUUGUAUUUCUGUGUUAAACCAAGAAGCGACACUUCUCGCUCGGCUUGGGAUCUCAUCUUCAGUUCGUUCGCUGAUCAACAGCUUCAGGCGCAGUCCAAACCCAGUGGGAAGCUUUUACUUUUAUUUAUCCAGGGAAGCUUUACAAGAGCUCAUCCGCUCCUUUCUCAGCAGUGCCCUUUUUUUUCUUUUUUUGCAUACACACAGACACCCACCCACACACACACACACACACUCAAAACUGGGAGAAGCCCGGUCCAACCGCAGUCUUCUACAGCUGUGGCUUUACAGCAGGUGCCUUCCUCAGGGACACCUUAGCGGUAGCUGUUGAGCAAAGGGAGACGUUUUCAUGAAAUCUUCCUUUAAAGACUUUGAACAACCUUUCUGUCACAUCUGUUUGCAUUACUGCAGAGCUACCACUGGCCCCGAACUAAACCGAAGAUUACCAAGCCUUCAACAAACGAAUGGACACUCAGUGAUGAUAGUGAUAAUAGAUAGAAAUGUGUAGUUUGAUUGUGUAUAAGAUAUCAGUCACCAGAGUGUGCUUUUCUCACUGCUAAGAAUGGUUAAAAAAAAAAAAUCACUUUAGACACGCAGAAGUCUGAAGCAGGUGUGAUUUACAUUGAUGUACGCUGAAAUGGAUGCUUUGAUCAUGUGAGGCUCUUCCUUAUGUGAAUAGUAGAGACUUUUCUCUCUUGGACUGAAUAAUAAGUGUUAUUGUGGCACCCAUUACAUCAUUCCACCAAGUUUUCUGCCCCCAGUUUUAAAUGGAAUCAGAUUUGAAUUCGCAGCUCGUAGAGGGAGGAAAGAGCACUACAGUGACACACUCACACCUGAGACUUGUCUGCCACUGAGGAGCUCUGCUGGAGCAGCCGGUGGUUCAGUGCCUUGCUCAAGGGCAUUUAAGUAGUUGUUGUUGUAGGCCAGAAACAUCCUUUUUGUUCUCUUUCCCGACUCAGUUUGUUGUCUUUAUUUUUACUUUUUUUUCUCCAACCUGUCGAUUGGGAUUGUAACCUGUGAUCAUAUGGUCACAAACUCUGAACCUUUAGGCUAUAGCUGCCCUCAUGAUGCUCGCCUGGUGCUUUUUGGAACUAUGCUAUAUCGAUACUGAAAUGAUUUUACUUACAAGCAGAUAGUUAUGUUUUGUUUUGGGGUUUUUUUUCUCCAACAUAUGCAGAAAAGAAACAGUACUUUUAGAGACAUGACUGUAUUCACUGGAUUCCUGCCAGUUUAUUAAAAUCUGCGAGCGUGUGAAAACAGUGAUGUGCAGUUGUUGAGCGUCAAAACCUGAUAGGUGAACCAGUGCAUCUAUUUCAAUUUGACACCUCAAUUUGCAAACAACUUAAUCUCCACUUAUGAAGCAGACUGCUUUAGUCAGAUUAAAACCAAAAACUUUGAUUCAAAAAAUUAAAAAAGCGAUAUGAUAUGUGUAAGAACAAAAAGCCUGCACAUUACUUUGGAGGGUGACCAGCACUUCUGUUAUUCCACUAGAGGUUCAUGCUUGCAAAGAGAAGAAUUCAAGAGGCGACAUUUUAAAAAGACCGUUUUUUCCCCCUCUUUUGGUUUUUGGGAAUAACCUGGGUAACUGGCUUUUUUUUUUUUGUGUCCUUCACAUGCUUAUGUGUGUUAUGCAAGAUUCCUCCAAUUCGAAUUUUGUUUUUUUUUUUAAAUAAAAAAAUAAACAAUAAAAUUGAAAA
This is a messenger RNA of Neolamprologus brichardi, 3674 nucleotides long. Lineage: Eukaryota; Metazoa; Chordata; Actinopteri; Cichliformes; Cichlidae. The record is from RefSeq and is a predicted model, not a curated record.